Tripterygium wilfordii is the source of this 3251-nucleotide messenger RNA. Its product is annotated as TPR repeat-containing protein ZIP4. Gene Ontology annotation, molecular function: protein binding. The transcript is spliced from 5 exons. The coding region runs from base 218 to 3091 and encodes 957 amino acids. The record is from RefSeq and is a predicted model, not a curated record. Gene Ontology annotation, biological process: meiotic cell cycle; regulation of synaptonemal complex assembly. Lineage: Eukaryota; Viridiplantae; Streptophyta; Magnoliopsida; Celastrales; Celastraceae.
UAUUGUCAAUUGGGCUGACUGGCCCAGAGGCUAGAUGGCGGGCCAUUGAAAUUAGGCCUUUCGGUUCCUGGCUCAACAUCAACGAGUCUACUGUCUACAGACUCUACACCUUGCGCAACUAUAAGCCGUUACGGCCUUACUGCCUUACUUCCUCCCAUGCUGAUCAUUCCCUCCAGAUCCAGUCACGCUCUCUCUGUGCAGUAGUUUCCCGCCAAUAAUGAGAAUCGCCGAGAUAUCGUCGCAGGAUACCCGGCCACCUGAGAACCACUCACAAUCCCCCCAUCAUUGCCCCAAUCACCUCCUCACACAAAUUGAGUCUCUAAUCAAACAAACUGAGAACCGAUCGACUGACCAAACGCUACCGGACACCCUACCCAAUGAUCUCCGACAAACCCUAGCUCAGUUGAGUCAACUCGCUCCCUUCCCCAGCGAUAGUAACUCCAUGAAACUUCAAAUCUGGAAGCUCAGCUACCGCCUCUGGAAUGUCUGUGUCGAUCUCUUCAAUGCCACGACCAUUCGCGCUUCCUCUUCCGCCCCUUCUGCCACCGAACUCCACGCCAAGCUCCGUCACGUUUCUGCCGACAUGCUCUCCCUGGCAGUUGACGUCGUCGGAGUUCCUUCUCCGGUCAUCAAGUGCGCCUCCUUUUACCAGAAAACCGGCCUCAUAUGGCACAAUCUACGAAAAUUCGACUUUGCUUCCACUUGUUACGAAAGAGCCACAGAGCUUCUAUCAAAACUCGAUACCGGAAAAUUUUCUGAUUCCAGAGAGAGGAAACUCUUGUUGGAUCUUAAUAUCGCGAGAGCUCGUACUGCCUGGGAAGUAUCGGACAGAAACCUUGCGAUAACAUUGCUGAAUCGAACGAAAAGUUUAUUGUUCGGUUUGUCGGACCACUACAAAACCCUGGCAAAGCAAUACCUAACCUUCGGCAAAAGCUUGCUCUCGAGUAGCGAUAACAAUAGUUUCAACGAGGCCUUGAAGCUCAUGAACGAGGCAUUGGAUCUGUGCGAAAAGGGAUUUGGUACGACUAGAAAACAGGAAGAGACAGCAGAACUCAAAGAAUUACGAUCGAAGGCGCUCAGGUUUAUCUCGGCGGUCCAUUUGCAAAAGGGAAAGUACGAGAGCGUGAUUAAGUGCGUAAGAGUUUUGAGACAGGGUAGUGGCUUUAGUGGCAGUGAUGCCGGCGAUCUUCAUGCUUCCCUGCCAGUGUUGGCAAUGAAGGCUUGGUUGGGAUUGGGAAAGUACGGGGAGGCAGAAAAGGAGCUGAGGGGCAUGGCAAUAAAUAGAGGCAUUCCAGAGGGUGUUUGGGUGUCAGCAGUUGAGGCUUACUUCCAGGCAGCUGGAACUGCGGGGGCUGAAACCACGAAGGGCGUGUUUUUGGGGCUGUUGGAGCGUUGCAAUGUCAGUGCCAGCUCAGCAGUUAGGAUCACCCACAGACUAAUUGGGGAUGAUGGUGGCAACGACAUGUCCAGAGUUAGAGCCAAGGUCGUAGCGGAGUUGGUGACGGAUGAGAGGGUUAUAGCACUUUUUGCCAGUGAGGCAGCAGUGAAGGAGAGGACGGCAAUGCAUGCUGUUUUGUGGAACUAUGCUUCAAAUCAUUUUCGACUGAAAGAUUAUGAGACGAGUGCCGAGAUGUUUGAGAAAGCAAUGCUUUACAUUCCACAGAAUGUAGAAAAUAGGAUUCUCCGAGCGAAAGGUUUCAGAGUUCUGUGUCUCUGCUACCUUGGCCUCUCUCAGCUUGAUCGAGCUCAGGAGUACAUCAAUCAGGCUGAAAAGCUUGAACCCAGUGCAGCCUCUGCUUUCCUUAAGUUCAAGAUUUAUCUGCAGAAAGGGGACCACAAUGCCGCCAUUUGUCAGAUCCAAUCAAUGGCAACCUGCCUUGAUUUUAGCCCAGACUUUUUGUCCCUGUCAGCUCAUGAGGCAAUUGCUUGCUGUGCCUUUCCUGUUGCUAUCGCCUCUUUAUCCAAUUUAUUGAACUUUUACACCUCGGGAAAACCUAUGCCAAUGACAGAAGUUGUAGUACUGCGCACCUUAGUCACAAUUCUUACACACGAACGAGGCAAUGAGCUGGAAGUCCUCAAAUUCCUGAAGCGAGUUCAUGCACGGGCAUCUCAAGUUGGGCACGACUGCUUUUAUGGCAAUGGGGAGGUUGGAAAAAGAGAACAAAAUUGGUUUAUAGUAACUUCCUGGAACUUUGGGACAAAAUGUGGGAAGGAGAAGCAAUACGAAUUAUGUGCCAAAUUUUUAAGAUUGGUGUCCGAAUUUUGUGGUGUUCUUGGUGAUGGAGAAACAGAGGAAAACAGCAUUAUGGUUUGCAAAUCGCUGAUUCUGACUGUAGCUGCCAUGAUAGCUUCAGAAAAUCAAAAGAACGUGGUAUUGAUGGACACUGAAGUGAAACAAGCUGUUGAGCUGCUAGAUAGAGCUGCAAAGAUGCUAUCUUCAAUCUCGAAUGGGACUUGGCUGAGUGAUGAUAAAACUACUACCAUUGGGCCAAAUCUCUUAUUCAUGUACACCUUCAGUGCCUACAACAUAUACAGUAGGCUCAGUGAUUCAGGAUCCCAACAACUGCUCCUUGUGAAAAGUUUUGCCAGUUCUACUGCUUGCAACCCCAAGGAUCUUCUUCAAAUUGGCCUUGCUGCCUCACAAGGUGAACGGCCCAACCCUGAAGUUGCUGCCUUUGCUUUAAACCAAUGCCUCUCAGCCAUCCUUUCUUCUGCCUCACCAGACUACCAAGAUGUGGCCCUUAUUGUCCGAAGGCUGGUCACAAUAGCCAGCAUUCACAAGGGUGAUUCAGAUGAAGAUUCUGUUUAUAACAUGUACAAGCAAGCGUAUCGGAUAAUGGUUGGGUUGAAGGAAGGCGAGUAUCCCUCUGAGGAGGGAAAAUGGCUUGCAAUGACUGCAUGGAAUCGGGCAGCCCUGCCUGUGAAGUUGGGGCAAAUGGAUGCAGCAAAGAAGUGGAUGAAUGUUGGAUUGGAACUGGCUAGGCAGGUUUCUGGGAUGGAUACUUACAGGUCAUGCAUGGAGGAUUUCGUUGCUGCUUUUGAAAAGAAAUCCCUUGUCCACAGUGAGGGUGGACCAGGCUCCAGCUUGUAGAAAUAUUGAUCUUGUACAGAUUAACACGCAGGACACGGUAUGAAACAUUGUUGUAAACACCCAUACAACUACCUAUUUUUGCUUACUGGACAAUGCUAUGGUAUAUACUAUGCAAGUAUUGUAGAGAGAGAACUUGUCCUUGAAUUUUAAAAAAUGGGUU